AUGGAAGUUGAGGCAGAGAUUGAUCGCUUGCCCAUUGACUUGUUGGCUAAUAUUUUCGUUCUCUUCACUUCCUUCACUGAUUUGGCCCAGGCGAGCGGGGUUUGCAGGAAAUGGAAACAGGGGGUGAAUGAGUCUCUGGCAUGGAGACAGAAUCUCAGUUUUGCAGGUUGGAAAAUGGACGAUGACUCCACUGCUCGCCUUGUUUGUCAUGCCCACAAUCUCACAAAACUACAUAUACCAAGAAGCCGUUGGGGUUGCCAAAUAACUGAUGCUGGACUUGUCAGGAUAUCUUUUGCUAAGUGUGUCAGAAAUCUCACAUCCAUAUCAUUGUGGGGUUUAACUGGCAUCACAGAUGAAGGUGUUGUUCAACUGAUAACCAGAACUAGAUCUUUACAACAUCUGAAUGUUGGUGGUACAUUUAUCACGGAUGAAUCUCUGUUUGCCAUUGCAAGAAGUUGUCCAAAGUUGGAGACCAUAGUUCUUUGGAGCUGUCGUCAUGUAACUGAGAACGGGCUUUUUGCCUUGGUUGACAAAUGCUUGGACCUAAAAUCAAUGAAUGUAUGGGGAACAAGAGUUCCUGAGGAGUGCCUCAACAAUUUACAUAUUUUAAGUCCAGCCCUUCAGAUCAAAGUUUGA
Sphenostylis stenocarpa is the source of this 636-nucleotide messenger RNA. The record is from the annotation of a GenBank genome assembly. Lineage: Eukaryota; Viridiplantae; Streptophyta; Magnoliopsida; Fabales; Fabaceae.